GAUUUUGUUGUGCAAAUCUCCAUGGUAACAAGUUUUAUAAAAAUGACAAAACCAUUCAGUUUUACAACUUACCACUGAGAUAAGGUAAAGAGUUAAAUCACUUCUAGAUUCUAUAUCUUGAGCUAAGCCCUGUAUCUAAAAGUUAUAAACAUGUCAGAGAAUAAGCGACAACCUCUGCGUAAACAGCUUCCAUUAGAAGAGCUGCAAAAAUUGCCACCUCAGUUAAAGAGUCGUUACAUGGCUUACCAAGAACCUCCCAAAGAAGUCAUGGAUGCUCAAGCCAUUUCUAAAAAAAGGCUUCUUGAAAGAAAACAAAAGCUUAAUACUAAAAAUAUACCAUUGAAUGAAAAAGAAGCAGAAGAAAAAGAAAAGCAUGCUAAACUUAUUGGACAACUAAAAGCAGCAGAAGCAAGAAAUAGAUUACGGGUCAUGAGAUUGCGCUAUCAAGCUAACAGGGCCCAAGAAAUCUCCCAUCUGAUUGCUUGUCAACCUGUAGCCCUAAAAGCUGUACGACUGCAAGCCUUGGUACCCCCACAUGCAGAGAUAAAAGAGAAAGGAGAUUUACUAGAUAAAUUUAGUCGUCAGAGAGUAGAAGCGCUUCUUAAAGAUGUACAUGGGCUCCUCACAAACCGUGUAAAUUAAGUCAUUGGAAAAAUCAAAGAGAACACUGUCUUGACUUUGAAGAAUAUUUUUUUAAUCACCACUAUCACCUUUUAAUUGUAAAUUAGCAUUUCUAAAGGAAGUCAAUUACUACUGUCUGUCAGCAUAAUAUUUUAAACCUUUACUUGUUUUCAAAACUCCUUUUACAAAGAAAUUACAUUUUAUAAUCUCCUUAAUUUAGUUACCAUAAAAAAGACUUCAAAUAAAUUUAUACUUAACAGAUUAUAC
Messenger RNA from Physella acuta, 888 nucleotides. Its product is annotated as protein LKAAEAR1. The record is from RefSeq and is a predicted model, not a curated record. NCBI's taxonomy places the organism in Eukaryota, Metazoa, Mollusca, Gastropoda, Physidae.